AUGGACGCUGAAUCAAAUUUCUCCCAAGUAGCACCUUCGGUCUUUGACAGAGAAAACUACGAUGUCUGGACAGUAAAAAUGGAGGCUUACCUAGAGGCUUUGGAUCUUUGGGAAGCCAUUGAAGAAGAUUACGAAAUCCUUCCGCUGCCCGAAAAUCCCACCAUGACCCAGAUGAAAAGUCACAAAGAGAAGAAAACUCGGAAAGCAAAGGCGAAAUCAUGUCUCUUUGCCGGUGUUUCAGCAACUCUCUUCACUCGAAUCAUGACUUUAAAAACAGCAAAAGAAAUAUGGGAUUAUCUAAAGAAGGAGUAUGCAGGGGAUGAAAGGAUUCGAGGUAUGCAAGUGUUGAACUUGAUGAGAGAAUUUGAGCUUCAAAGGAUGAAGGAGUCUGAGACCAUUAAAGAGUACUCAGACAGAUUGCUUGGCAUUGUUAACAAGGCCCAAGAGCAACGAAGGCUUAUGAGACAAGAUCAAGUGGUUAAAGGUGCAUUACUAGCAAAGCAUCACAAUGGAAAGAAAAACUUCAAGAAGAAUAAACAAACAAGCGGUGAAAACACUACAUACAAAGGCAAGGGCAAAAAGAAAAAUCAGCCACCUUGUGAGCACUCCGGAAAAUUGGGUCAUCCAUCAUUCAGAUGUUGGAAAAGACCAGACGCAAAGUGCAACAAGUGUAAUCAGCUUGGACAUGAAGCUGUAAUUUGUGGAAGUAAACAACAUGAAGUCAAUGCCCAGGUUGUUGAGCAAGAUGACGAAGAUCAUAUUUUCUCUGCUUCAAUUUUUUCAGCAAAGGGUGACUCUGAAUGUUGUUUGAUUGAUAGUGGUUGUACCAACCACAUGUCGUAUGACAAAACUCUAUUCAAGGACUUGAAGCCUACUAAAGUCUCAAAGGUCAGAAUAGGAAAUGGUGACUAUAUUUCUGCAAAAGGAAAAGGAACCAUAGAAAUUUCAAUGAGCUCAGGUACAAAAAUAAUCUUCGAUGUUCUCUAUGUACCUGACAUUGAUCAAAAUUUGCUAAGUGUAGGACAGUUGAUGGAAAAGGGAUUUAAAGUGUCCUUUGAACAUUAA
This is a messenger RNA of Vigna unguiculata (cowpea), 1065 nucleotides long. NCBI's taxonomy places the organism in Eukaryota, Viridiplantae, Streptophyta, Magnoliopsida, Fabales, Fabaceae. The record is from RefSeq and is a predicted model, not a curated record.